AUGGAACUGGAUCGAUUGAUAAGGAAACGCCGAGCGAUCCGUGGAGCCACAACGAGGCUACUGCAAACUAUGGACACGGAGCUAAAUCGGGACCCCGCUGAUGUUGGACGCUUACGUGAGUUACUGGCGAACCUGUCCACUAAAGAGGAAACAUUACGGGAGUUAGACCAAGGAAUUGAGGACGCGAUAGCGACGGACGAUUUGGAAGCAGAAAUCGCGAGCACCGAGGAUUAUAAGGAAAGAGUCAUCACGCUGAGGACACGUGCACAGCGAGCGGCGCAAGCUGUGAAGAAGGCGUCAGAUGUGGUUGCAUUAAGACAGCUCUAUGAUGAAUGUGAGAUCCAAAUACGAAGUCUGGAGUCACUGGGAGUUGUGUCAGAGACUUAUGGCAGUUUGCUUUGCCCCAUCCUGCUGCAGUUGAUACCAGAGGAGAUCACACUUCAGUACAGCAGGCAACGAGCAGCUAAACGCAACACUGUGAAGCUGGUUCUGGAAAAUAUGCAGGACAGUGGACAGAAAAUAGAAAUUGAAGCGAUAGAAACUCCACAAAUCUGUACUGCAGUUAUGAAGGUUCCAGUGGAACUGCCAUGGCGGCACGAGAACCCAGAACUUCCAGACAACUACCAAAUUGCCAAGAAAAGAUUUGAAGGGCUGAAACGCAAGUUGCGGGCAGAUGUAAUCUUCUACAAGAGAUACAGCGAGGUGAUAGAGGAUUACCUGCAACAGGGCAUAGUUGAAGAAGUUACUGAUGAUGAGUGUUUAUCACCCACAGUUAAAUAUUACUUGCCUCAUCAUGCAGUGCUCCGCGAAGACAAGAUGACAACUAAGCUGAGAGUGGUGUUUGAUGCCUCAUCACAUGAAGACGGCUGUCCGUCCCUGAACAAUUGCCUGCUAACAGGUCCAAACCUGAACCCAGACCUGCUUGGCAUAUUGGUCAGAUUCAGACUGCAUAAAAUUGCAUUCAUGGCGGACAUCAAGAAGGCAUUCUUGCAAAUUUCUCUUGCUCAGAAAGACAGAGACGCAGUGAGAUUUCUGUGGCUCACUGCUUCACCAAGAGAAGAGGCUGACGAAAGGCUGCGCGUGUUGAGAAUGACCAGAGUGGUGUUUGGGGUGUCCUCAAGCCCAUUCCUGUUGGCAGCUGUGGUGAGAAGGCACCUUCAGCAAUACAAAGAACACCCUCACCCUGUACAGCUAAUCACAGAGUCACUGUAUGUGGAUGACUUUGUGGCCAGCGUCCGUGACAUAGAAGAGGCUUUGUCUGUGACAACUGAAGCCAAGAAAAUCAUGGCUGCUGCUGGAAUGGACCUGUGCAAGUGGAUGACAAACUCUCCAGCACUUAAGGAGAGUUGGAGGAAGACAGUCAUAGGGCCCAUUGAAGAGCCAGAUGCCCACGGAACAGUGCUGAAGGUAUUGGGCUUAGUGUGGAGAACACAGACAGAUGACUUUGUCUUUGACCUAAGACCUCUGUUGGAGAAGCUGACAAUAAGCGGCACAAAGAGAAAUGUUUUGCAACACGCUGCUAGUAUCUUUGACCCUCUGGGUUUCCUAACACCAUUUACCAUUAGGGUUAAAUGCCUGCUACAAGAAAUGUGGGAGAGAGGGCUGAGCUGGGACGAGAAGCUGCCACCUGAUCUGAAUGGACAAUGGCGCAACUGGCGCUCUGAACUCCCCCUGAUACACCAGAUCGCUAUACCACGCUGGUAUGGAGAAAGGAAUGAGCAGAGUGACAAAACAUUAACACUUCAUGUGUUUUGUGAUGCCAGUGAAAGAGCAUACAGUGCUGUGGCCUACCUACAGUGGGAGGGAGAGGACAGAAAGAUGGCUAGUCUGGUUGCAUCAAAAUCCAGAGUAGCACCACUAAAGAAACUGUCCUUGCCACAUCUCGAGCUAAUGGGAGCACUGAUAGGAGCAAGGCUCGGAAGAAACUUGAUAAAUCUGCUGAAGAUGGAACUCUGUCAGCUUCACCUGUGGACAGACUCCAUGAUUGUGCUACACUGGAUUCGCAGCUCAGCACACAAGUGGAAACAGUUUGUUGCCAACAGGGUGGUAGAAAUCCAGUCCCUCACUGAUCCAGCUGCGUGGUCUCAUUGUAAAGGUAAAGAAAAUCCAGCCGAUUUACCCACACGUGGCCUGUCAGUGACGAGCCUGAGUCAGAGUCAGCUAUGGUGGAGGGGCCCUGCCUUUCUGACCUCCUCUGAAUCUGAGGCAGACUGCGCCGAUCAAUCAGUAAACGAUAACUCCGCUGAGGAAGAAUUGGAAGUAAGCGAACAAGUCACAGUACAUCUCAGCACUGAAAACAACAAGGCAGUAGAGGCGGUGUUAGAUCUUCAAAGAUACAGUAAACUGAAGACUGUACUUAGAGUAACAGCCUGGUUAAAGAGAUUUACAGACAACACACGUUUAGCAACCAAGAGAAAGGGAGAGCUGACCGCUGAGGAGUUAUUUCAAGCAGAAAAAUACUGGAUCAAGUUGACACAACACCAAGACUUCAGUCAAGAGCUGAAUCUCAUGAAGGAUGGGAAGUCAACAAACAAGGAUUCAAAGAUCAGAGAAUUAAGGCCCUUUUUUGAUGAAGAUGGAUUGAUGUGUGUUGAAGGCAGGCUACAACAGUCAGACUUAAGCUUCCGGCAACAACACCCAUGGAUUUUGCCUGCAAAGAACAAAUAUUGUGAGUUGUUAGUUCAACAGAACCAUGAGACCCUGAUGCAUGCAGGUGUGCGAGACACACUAGUGCAACUGAGAGAAAGAUACUGGAUAAUAAAGGGGAGACAGCUUGUGAAGAGUGUUCUAUCUAGAUGCACCGUGUGCAGAAGAUUCAAGGCGAAACCUGUGCAGCAGGUUACUGCUCCAUUGCCUCGUGAUAGAAUCACAGAAUCUCCCCCAUUUGAAGUCACAGGUGUGGAUUUCGCUGGGCCACUAUAUGUCAAGGUCAGUGGUGCACUCAGUAAAGCGUAUAUUGCAUUGUUCACCUGCGCUGUGACCAGAGCUGUCCAUCUGGAGCUUGUAUCCAGUCAAUCUACAGAGCAUUUCCUGUUGGCUCUGAAAAGAUUCGUAGCUAGAAGAGGACUGUGCAAAGUUAUUUACUCAGAUAAAGCAAGGACCUUUAAGCGAGUCGACCAAGAAUUAAAGGAUCUGUGGAAAAACCUAAAAAACCCUCAGCUUCUAGAAUACUUCUCAGGGAGGGGCAUAAGCUGGAAAUUUAUUGCAGAACGAGCCGCUUGGUGGGGUGGUUUCUGGGAAAGGCUUGUCCGGUCUGUUAAAACCUGCCUGAGAAAGGUGUUGGGGCGAGCAUCCCUAAGCUUUGAAGAAAUGACCACCAUUCUGACAGAGGUGGAAGCCACUUUAAAUUCCAGACCACUUACCUUUGUCAGCAAUAAUCUGGAUGAGCCGCAGCCAUUGACACCCGCUCACUUCCUUGUAGGGAAAAGGCUCACUUCUCUGCCAUCAAAACAGCUUUCUGCUGUCAGCGGAACAGCACUGAAUAGACAGGAGAUGACCAGGAGAUGGCGCUAUCAGCAACGACUGAUGACAAGUUUCUGGAGUAGCUGGCGUAAGGACUAUUUAUUGGACCUGAAGUCAGCCCAUCACAGUAAAACCUUACAGCCUACUUUGCUUAAGGUGGGUGACGUUGUCCUCAUGGGAGAUGAGAAUAUGCCACGACAGACCUGGAAGCUAGGAAGGGUUCAUGAACUGUUUCCAGGGCGUGACGGGAAGGUGAAGAAAGUCUAUGGAUACCAACUCAAAAGGGUAAGUGGUAGUGAUAGAGUGUCCCAUUUCUUUAUGAAGUUCCCUAAAUACCAUAUCAUGGCGUUCUUUAGGAAGGAGGAGCUGGUCUUUGCCGUUCACUCGCCUAUAGAGGACCCCAUCAUCGUUCACCACUUCUCGGAUGUGCUGCACAUGGGUUUCAAAUGA
Molecule: messenger RNA, 3912 nt
Organism: Archocentrus centrarchus (flier cichlid)
Lineage: Eukaryota; Metazoa; Chordata; Actinopteri; Cichliformes; Cichlidae
Exons: 7
Coding region: 1-3912 (1303 amino acids)
Biological process (GO): DNA integration
Molecular function (GO): nucleic acid binding
Source: RefSeq, a predicted model, not a curated record